GUGGGACAGAGUCUGGGAGCGGGAGGGAGCGGGGAGGAGUCCUGGCCCAGCUGAGUGGGGAGCUGCCUGGCAGUGCCCGAGAGCCCUGCUGGAGAGGCCGCAGUCCCAGGAAGCAGGCCCCGCGAGGCGUGAGGCAGUGAGAUGGCGGACAGCUACACGGAGCUGGAGAAGGCCGUCGUGGUGCUGGUGGAGAACUUCUACAAAUACGUGUCUAAACACAGCCUGGUCAAGAACAAGAUCAGCAAGAGCAGCUUCCGGAAGAUGCUUCAGAAAGAGCUUAACCACAUGCUGACGGAUACGGGUAACCGGAAGGCUGCUGACAAGCUCAUCCAGAACCUGGACGCCAACCACGACGGGCGCAUCAGCUUCGACGAGUACUGGACCUUGAUAGGCGGCAUCACCGGCCCCAUCGCCAACCUCGUCCGCCAGCAGGAGCAGCAGAGCGGCAGCUAGGCCCCCCCGCCCCCCCCCCCCACACCCUGGCGCUCUUCCCAGGCUCCCCGCGGCCGCCCCGUCCUCACUCCUCCCUGCACACCUCCUGCCGGACAGGGCAAGGGCCCCUCUGCGAGUGUCGUGGUCUGGGGGUGUCUCCCAAAGGGCCUUAGUCCCUGGAGCCAGCAGGCCCCGGGGGCCCCUCUGUGCGGCUUCAUCGCUGGUUGGGUCCCCACGAGUCCCCUGCUCAGUCCACACCCCUCGGCGUCUGGGGCCCUGCCCGACUCUGGCCCCUCCUGAGCUCCGCAGCAGAGGCCUCGCCUCUUUCUCUCAGCCCGUUUGCCGGGUAGAGAAGCUGUCCAGGGACUGUGGGUCAGGGAACAGUUGGGCAGGGCUGCCCCCCACCCCCCUGCUGGUCACCACUGAAGUGAUGGUAAUAAAGGCUGGAUUUGGAGUCCGUACCCUUCA
Hyaena hyaena (striped hyena) is the source of this 900-nucleotide messenger RNA. It is a transcript of the gene S100A16, whose product is annotated as S100 calcium binding protein A16. The transcript is spliced from 3 exons. Lineage: Eukaryota; Metazoa; Chordata; Mammalia; Carnivora; Hyaenidae. Gene Ontology annotation, molecular function: calcium ion binding. Bases 142 to 453 code for a protein of 103 amino acids. The record is from RefSeq and is a predicted model, not a curated record. Gene Ontology annotation, cellular component: perinuclear region of cytoplasm; nucleus.